UGGAUAGUGUGUAUGCCUUCCUAGAGUGUACACCUCCGAUCACUAUUCCGACGUAUGCGGUACGUUUUAUUAGGCCGCGUAUGGUACAACAACUAAGCUGGAUUUUUGUAUCAAAUGGAGCCCAAGGCUGUUUCUAUUCAUUCGUGAGUGUGCUGCUUUGCUGAUUGGCCUGGCGUAGUCCAUACCAAAUCGUUUAAUCCAUGUCACCGACUUCAUUCCAAAUGGCGAACUUACUGAUGUGAAGAGAUUGCCGCAUGGACAUGGCCUCGCUGAUAGAACUGCUCGGCUCCGAGAUAACCGCCGAUGUGUUGACUAUUGUUAUCAUGAUGAACUUCCGUUUGUUUUCAUGCAAUGAAUAGGUCACCUGUCAUCCCGGAUAAACCACGAUCUGUCAAAAGAUUUCGCCUGGAAUGGUCUCGUACAGGCUGGGGAUAAUGGGUGGGCCUCACAUGUGUGAAAUAUAUCUGAAAUAUAUCCUGCGAUAACUGUUGUGAGUUGUACCUGCUCACUAUACAUGCUACUUAACACUCACUGGACGAGAUAACGACUCGAGAUGUCUAGCAGUGUGGACUCAGAGCAAUCGCCUCCAGCGUAUGCUAUCGCCGUCGAUUCUGGAAGCUCACAGAUUGGCUCCCCGCCUCCCUCAUAUUCCGCACCGAAGUCCUACAAGAUUGGCUCACGCACUCUGGGAUCACCGCUGGUCGACAUCAACCAACUGAAGGCGCAUCUCGCGUUAUUGCAUGCGUUCAAGUUGCUAAGGGCUGACAUCCAAAGCAAGUCGGCUGAAGAACUGGAAUUACCGGCUGUUGUGGACCGACUCGGUGAGAACGAACGAUGGGCAUGGUUUGUUGGAUUAGCUUUGGAGAGAUUCCAACGGUGGGUUGAAACGGUCAAGUACUCGUCAGAGAUUUCGGAGUGGAUAGAGCAAGAACUCCCUCCACUGGAUGUCUUAAUGGUCUGGCACGCAUAUUUGUUGAAUCCUAUUUGGUAUCACGAAGAUUGCAAGCGUCUUCCCGCAUUAAAGGUCUUAAGUGAUCUGAAGGAUCAUCUUCUGAGCGCGAUUGUACACCUUGGUGACAUCAAAUGCUAUGUACCAUCGGCAGAACGAAUCUCCAGCUGGCAUAAGCAGACAGGGACAUAUUUCGAUCCUCUGCAGUCUGCUUCAUAUAUGUCCCAUCACGACGUGGAAUGUCCGUAUUGUUGGAAGCUCAUUACAGCUCCAUUGAUCACUGAAAAAGAUACGGGUUACUUACAAACCAAAUUUGCAAUCAGUUGUCCAUCCUGCCGGAACCAUAUUACGAAAGAAACUCUUGCGAUAAGCAAAUUUGCCAAUGACCUUGUGAUGGCAGUCGAUCCUGAAGGAGCGCCGUUCAAGCAUGGCAAGCAGGGAUAUCUAGCUGGGAGUGUCUCUACCUCAGCCGAUCCAUUCAAUGCCCAUGCUGCGGCUCUUGUGAAGAACGCAUUACUAACUAACGAGUUGUUAUUUUCAACAACUAUGCCGGCGGCAAGUAGUUUACAUGAAAGGCGCAUCAAAUUCCUCGAACGGACCGAUAGCUCUAUAUCAAUCUUACACCAUGAAGUCGCCGCUUGCGUCCGUAUCCCACGGAGACGUAAUCGAAUUCUCAGCGCGUACAUUGAUGAUCGGCCAUUCUCCAUAGAAUUGGUAUCUGCUGUCCUCCGGCAGGGGUCUUUCAUCGACAAGAUGCAUGACUUUGCCUGGACUGAGCCUGGCUACUUUGACGAUGCUGUGGAUGAAGUAGUCCUGAUUCGCGCCAUUGCACGUUAUCACGCUUUCUUGGACCUGAUGAGCUCUUCCCCAACUGCUUUGUUUGUGCCAACGUUAGAUAUCGAUCUAGCUUGGCACACGCACCAAAUGAUGGGGGGCAGAUAUAGUGAGCAAUGCGUGAAGUUCCUCGGAAAACUUGUAGAACAUGACGACAAGAUCGAGGAGAACUUUCUCGCUAACGCUUUUGACAUUACAUGUAGGGCAUGGCAGGAACGGUUCAACGUUCCAUAUAUGCAUUGCGGUUGUCCUCUGCCAGGUGACACAAUCGGGCAAAAGCUCACCAAGAUAACCAGAAAGCUCAGCAUAUCCCGUUCGAAUGAUUUAACUAGAGCCUCCCUACAUCCUCCUAAUCACACAGACGCGCUCUCUGCGACGCACCCCAGUGAACACAACGCAAUCGAGCUGAACAGCCCCUCAGCAACUGCCGCGCAUAAGGCUCGCUUACUGAAGUUGGAACAAGGACGAGAACGAGAUGCCAAGAGGGUCGAACAAGGGAAGAUGGACAAAGAAGCUUUCGAUCGACGGGCAGCUCACGAUGCCGCAUUUUUACACCCUGUGCCGUUCUACUAUCCUCCGGUAAUCGGUUGCGCAGCCUAUUCAUCUGGUAUCGGGAAUGCGGGAGUUGGAGGUGCUUGUGCGGUAGUGAGUUUUAUCUGGUGUCAAAUUUUAUCUGGUAUUGAAUCAUUUGCAGGGGGCCGGUGCGUGCAGCGGAGGGGGUUGUUCAAGUGGUGGAUGUGGAAGUGAAGGCAGUUGUGGAGGCGGUUGUGGAGGUGGAGGUGGAUGCGGAGGUGGGGGUUGUGGUGGCGGAGGUGAAAGCGUGGAUAGUUGAGCACGGUGGUUGUUUUUUUACAUUUGUUGUGAUAUUUGUGGAGAUUCUAUUCCGGCUUCUUUUCAUAUGCGUAAAAAUUAUUCUAUUUUCUAUAAUCGAAUGGUGUGGCGCAAUAAUGCGAGUGUUGCAUCAAACCGAAUGCCAACGGCGAUACUUACUAAAUAAGGCUCGACAUCGAAGUAUGCUGACAGUGAGCCUAAAGCUGCCGUUGUUCGGUUCAGGUCCGGUUCGGGCACUUUUUCAUUGAACCUGAACCCGAACUUAACCAAAUUUUGGGCAAUUCAGU
Messenger RNA from Somion occarium, 2901 nucleotides. The record is from the annotation of a GenBank genome assembly. Lineage: Eukaryota; Fungi; Basidiomycota; Agaricomycetes; Polyporales; Cerrenaceae.